Molecule: messenger RNA, 1278 nt
Organism: Elephantulus edwardii (Cape elephant shrew)
Lineage: Eukaryota; Metazoa; Chordata; Mammalia; Macroscelidea; Macroscelididae
Gene: CS
Product: citrate synthase
Exons: 11
Coding region: 1-1278 (425 amino acids)
Biological process (GO): tricarboxylic acid cycle; carbohydrate metabolic process
Cellular component (GO): mitochondrial matrix
Source: RefSeq, a predicted model, not a curated record
AUGGCUUUACUCACUGCGGCAGCCCGGCUCUUUGGAGCCAAGAAUGCAUCCUGUCUUGUUCUUGCUGCUCGGCAUGCCAGUGCUUCCUCCACGAAUUUGAAAGACAUAUUAGCUGACUUGAUACCCAAGGAGCAGACCAGAAUUAAGACCUUCAGGCAGCAGCAUGGCAAGUCGGUGGUGGGCCAAAUCACUGUGGACAUGAUGUAUGGUGGUAUGAGAGGCAUGAAAGGAUUGAUAUACGAAACAUCAGUUCUUGAUCCUGAUGAGGGCAUCCGUUUCAGAGGCUAUAGUAUUCCUGAAUGCCAGAAACUGCUCCCCAAAGCUAAGGGUGGAGAAGAACCCCUGCCUGAGGGCUUAUUUUGGCUGUUGGUAACUGGACAGAUCCCAACAGAGGAACAGGUAUCUUGGCUCUCAAAAGAAUGGGCAAAGAGGGCAGCUCUUCCAUCCCAUGUGGUCACUAUGCUGGAUAACUUUCCCACCAAUCUACACCCCAUGUCUCAGCUCAGUGCAUCCAUUACAGCCCUUAACAGUGAAAGUAACUUUGCCCGAGCAUAUGCAGAGGGUAUCAACCGAGCCAAGUACUGGGAGUUGAUUUACGAAGACUGUAUGGAUCUCAUUGCAAAGCUACCUUGUGUUGCAGCAAAGAUCUACCGGAACCUCUACCGGGAGGGCAGCAGUAUUGGGGCCAUCGACACUAAGCUGGACUGGUCCCACAAUUUCACCAACAUGUUAGGCUAUACUGAUGCUCAGUUCACUGAACUCAUGCGCUUAUACCUCACCAUCCACAGUGACCAUGAGGGUGGCAAUGUAAGUGCACAUACUAGCCAUCUGGUAGGAAGUGCCCUUUCAGAUCCCUACUUGUCCUUUGCAGCUGCCAUGAAUGGGCUAGCAGGGCCCUUACAUGGACUGGCAAAUCAGGAAGUGCUUGUCUGGCUGACACAGCUGCAGAAGGAAGUUGGCAAAGAUGUGUCCGAUGAGAAGUUACGAGACUAUAUCUGGAACACACUCAACUCUGGACGGGUUGUCCCAGGCUAUGGCCAUGCAGUACUAAGGAAGACUGAUCCAAGAUACACCUGUCAGCGAGAGUUUGCUCUGAAACAUCUGCCUUACUAUGGCAUGACGGAGAUGAAUUACUACACGGUCCUGUUUGGGGUGUCACGGGCACUUGGAGUAUUGGCACAGCUCAUCUGGAGCCGAGCCCUAGGCUUCCCUCUAGAAAGGCCCAAGUCCAUGAGCACAGAUGGUCUGAUAAAGUUUGUGGACUCUAAAUCAGGGUAA